AUGGUCGAACCCCCACAGAUCUUCAAGAUGAAAGGAGCCAUUUUUGUUUUAAUAUUCUCCGUAGUGAACUACUGCCAUGGAUACAACAUAUUGGUGAUGAUGCCAGUGCCAUUCUAUAGCCACACUAAAUCUUACUUACCACUAUUUAUCGAAUUAGCAAAUAGAGGGCAUAAUGUCACCAUGGUCAGCCCGUUUCCAUUAAAAAAACCCGUUCCGAAUUUCAACGAAGUCAUUAUAGACAACAGUUUAGAAAAACUAGGAAUGGACGAAAUGGAUGCAAGAGACUUUGAAGAAGUAGGAUUUUUUUCUAAAAUUAUUAUGUUCCAGUUAUUUUGUCCGAAAGUGAUUGACGUUACAAUGAAAUCUGAAGGUUUGAGAGCAUUUCUGAAUGAUACGGAUUCGAAAUUCGAUACGGUCAUCACGGAGACAUUUUGUUGCCAGGAACCAUUUAUCGCAUUAGGCCACAAGUAUGGUGCUAUUCAAGUUUCUGUAGUACCCGUGGCUCUAUUUUUAAGUUUGGCUCGCAUCACUGGAAAUCCGCAUAUUCCUGCUUACAUAUCCUCAGACAUGUCAGCUUCGGAUCAAGUGGACUUUUGGCAGAGGUCGAAAAACACACUUGCCAGCGUUCUGGGGUAUUUUGUAACCCACACAUCAUGGAUUUAUUUGGACCAUUAUAUGAGACAACAAUUUGCAAAUCAUACUGGUUUUGAUAACAUGCCACCGAUCGUAGAUAUGUUUAAGAAUAUAUCUCUGCUACUUUUGGACAAUCAUCUGGCAAUAUCCUACCCCCGUCCGUAUCUUUCAAACGUAGUGGAGAUUGGUGGACUGACCAUUACGGAAGGCGAUAAACUUGAUGAAGAAUGGGAGAAAUAUAUGAAUGAAUCAGUUGACGGAGUAAUAUACUUCAGCUGGGGAUCCCAUUACCCAACUAAACAUAUUAGACCUCAUGAACUCACUGCUUUCAUGUCAGCAUUCGGAAAGCUAAAACAGAGAGUACUGAUGAAAGCGGAUGUAGAUACACUGCCGGGGAAACCUGACAAUGUAAGGCUCGCCAAAUGGCUACCUCAAGCCAGUAUACUAGGUCAUCCUAAUCUUCGCGCUUUUAUCAGCCACGGUGGACUUCACGGGAUUCUGGAAGGAACCUACCAUGGCGUUCCAAUUAUAGGGACACCACUUUUCGGUGAUCAAAAGGGCAACGUAGACUUUUGCGAAAAGGCUGGUUAUUGCAUAGAUGUAAAUCUCAAUACCAUCACUGAAGAGAUCCUCUUGGAUGCCAUUAAUAGGGUACUGACAAAUUCAACUUACAAAGAAAACGCUCUUAGAAGAAGUCAGAUCAUGAAAGACAGACCCCUGAGCGUCAUGGAUAACGCAGUCUACUGGGUGGAGUACGUUCUUCGGCACAGAGGAGCUCCUCACCUGAGAUCUGCGGCUGUAGAACUGUCUUGGUACCAAUAUCUGCUCCUUGAUGUGAUUGUAGUUUGGGGGGCAGUCUUUGUUGUGACUGUAUUAUUGUUAAGGAAAAGUAUUAAAUGUAUAUGUAAAUUGAGGAAAUCAAAAAGUAAAAAAGACUGA
Nezara viridula (southern green stink bug) is the source of this 1572-nucleotide messenger RNA. NCBI's taxonomy places the organism in Eukaryota, Metazoa, Arthropoda, Insecta, Hemiptera, Pentatomidae. The record is from the annotation of a GenBank genome assembly.